GGCGGGAGAUCUUCUGGGAUUCGUCUUUGGAGCAGUGGAUUGGGGAAACCGAUCACAGAUCAUGCGCGAACUUACGAUCGUGAUCGCGCGAUUGGCCGACGAACUCCCUCUCGACAUCGUCUCUCAGAGCGACGGAGAACCCGUGCCACAUACCCUCUCAAGAACUCUCGCCCCGAGCCUCCAGUGGUCGGCCUGUAUCGAGGAGCACUGGGCGGACGACCGUUUCCCCUCCCGUAGCGAGUACCUGGACGUCCACAGCCUGACUUAUCCCCGCUUCUUUCGGCAACCAACGGCGUUCGAGUGGACGCCGCUGAGAGCAGAAGAGGAGGCCGAAGAGGAAUCGGAAGGAGAAUUGAGGAGAGAGGCAGGGGAAGCAGCGGCCCAGUUGGCCGAGGAUGAGGAAGAAGAGCGCGAAGCAGGAGAAGAGUCGGCGGAAGCUGAAGAAGAAGAAGAAGAAGAAGAAGAAGAAGAAGAAGAAGACGCAGAGGAGGAGACUUUGGAGGAAGAGGAAGAGGCCUAUAGCGAAUACAGCAAGGGCGAGCAAAGUGAGGAGGAGGAGGAAGACGACGAAGAAGUGGAAAGCAGGAACGACCAGGGGCCAACGCACGACGAGCUCGAGUGGGUGCCAGGACCGGAUCGGCGAGAGGAGAACCCAGAGGCUGCUGCGCAGCGCAAGAAAAAGAUCGCGGAAGGAAAGCGGUUGGCGAUCGAUCUCGCACCGAACGAUCCUUUCAAGGAUCCCGAGCCGCCCAAGCCGGAACAUGGGGACCUUGCUGCCACGACCUCGGGAGCCGCGACGACAAGGCGCCGAUCCCGAUCCCGAUCCACGUCCCCCUCCGCCUCCGCCCAUCCCCCAAUUCGUCAACGUGUCAAUGAGGGGCUUAGCCCUUCGUCCCCGAUCCAUAUACCACCAUCCCUUUAGCUAUCUCUCUUUCAAUCAGUAUUUCCAUCGCGUCGUCUACCCCCGUAAUCCCUUCCCCAUCGCCACCUUCCGA
Molecule: messenger RNA, 995 nt
Organism: Chara braunii
Lineage: Eukaryota; Viridiplantae; Streptophyta; Charophyceae; Charales; Characeae
Source: the annotation of a GenBank genome assembly